Trichoderma aggressivum f. europaeum is the source of this 768-nucleotide messenger RNA. RefSeq lists its product as uncharacterized. Gene Ontology annotation, biological process: rRNA processing. The transcript is spliced from 2 exons. Gene Ontology annotation, cellular component: nucleus; preribosome, small subunit precursor. NCBI's taxonomy places the organism in Eukaryota, Fungi, Ascomycota, Sordariomycetes, Hypocreales, Hypocreaceae. The record is from RefSeq and is a predicted model, not a curated record. The coding region runs from base 1 to 768 and encodes 255 amino acids.
AUGGCCGCCGCCGCCGCCGUCUCUGCGCAAGAAGCGCAGCAGAUGCCCUUUAUCAAAAACCUCGCCUCAAGCGACCGCAAACUCCGCACCGAAUCCCUCUCCUCCCUCCAAGCCUUCCUCUCCUCCCGCCGCUCCCUCACCCCCCUCGACGCCCGCAAGCUCUGGACAGGCCUCUACUACGCCCUCUGGAUGACCGACCGCCCUCGUCCGCAGCAAGCCCUCGCCGCCGACCUCGCCGGCCUCGUCUCCGGCCUGCAGCCCGCCUGCGUCGAGCCCUGGCUGGCCGCCUUUUGGUCCGUCCUCGGCGUCCAGUGGCCGCACAUUGAGGCGCUGCGCCUCGACAAGUUCCUCCUGCUCGUUAGGAGAAUGUUCGCCGCGCAUGUCAAGGUUGUGAAAGAGAAUGGGUUUCAGGGUGAUUUGGCGGAGCAGGUGCUGCGUGUGUUUGCGCAGUGGUGUUUUGACGUUGAAGACGAGAACAAGGUUGCGCUGGGGUUGAGGCUGCAUGUGCUUGAUGUUUGGGUGGACGAGCUGGAGCGCGAGGGGGCGCUUGUGGAGGAUGAGCACGCGAGGGCGUUUGUGAACAAGGUUGGAGCGUUGGUGGAGAGUCUCAAGAGGUGUCCUGUCAAGUCGGUUCGACAGCGUGCGCUGGACAGCUAUGAUGAUGAGAGACUGCCGUGGGUGGAGAAGAAGGAGGAGGAGGAGGACGACGAAGAGAUGGAUGGUGAGGAGGGCGCGGAGGAUGCCGAAUGGGGUGGCAUAGACAAUUAA